Messenger RNA from Daphnia magna, 2406 nucleotides. Its product is annotated as protein AATF. Lineage: Eukaryota; Metazoa; Arthropoda; Branchiopoda; Diplostraca; Daphniidae. Gene Ontology annotation, biological process: regulation of transcription by RNA polymerase II. Gene Ontology annotation, cellular component: nucleus; nucleolus. The record is from RefSeq and is a predicted model, not a curated record. The transcript is spliced from 6 exons. The coding region runs from base 569 to 2254 and encodes 561 amino acids.
AAACUUUAAACCUAAAAAGAAACGAAGAAGAACGUAACCAGCUGUAGCAAAGAACCCAAACAGAGAUUUUGUUUUGAACCGUAAAACGGAGUGAUGCAAAAUCUUAGAAACGCGCCAUCAGACACAGUAAGCAACCUACUAUCGCACUAAAACAUGCAAAAUGCCUGGUUGAACUUGCAUGCAAGAUAAAAUCAUGUUGGUAAGAUGGUAAAUUGGUAACAAACUACUUUCUGGUAGAGGGCCCUUUUUUAAAACUUGGUGCCAUUCAAGCCGCCAUCUUUCAAGUUGGCCGAUUUUAGACUGAAUUUGCCCAGCAAAACUGGCCCAGCCUACCCGAAUUGGGAAUCGGAUCGCGGAUUGACCAAGAUGGACUAUUUUAGGCGGUGAUCUACGGGUUACCCGGGUUUACUAAUGUAAACCGGGGCCAAGCCCUAUUUACACUCAUUUUGUCAGGAAACAAAUGAAAAACGAAUUCGUCUGCAACAAUUGAGUCUGGAACAUUGUAAAUUAGAAACACGCGGUAUCUUAACCGUACCCGCAUGUAGAAAUUUAGGCAAGAUCUAUUUUUAUGAUGUCCCAAACUAAAAGCAAAACUCUAAGUGACAGAUUAGCUGAACUAGCUAAUCCAACACCUCAGUUCGCAGACCCGGAAGAUGAAUUCAACGAAGAAACAAAAGCAAGAUUAGAUGUCUUUGAUGAUCAGUAUGAAUUACAAACCACUUCAAAGAAAACAUUGAAGAACAAAACAAGCCUUCGCCAUAAAAAUGUUGGACUAUUAGCAGUUACAGACAAAAGAUAUGCUGGAAAACAUGUAAACCGUAAAGAGCUAGAGUUUCAAGUAGACGAAGAUGAAAAUGAAGAUUUUAGCUCUGUGUCAUCCCUAGUAUCCGGUGGUGAAAGCGAGGAAGAUGACAUCUUAGGAUUCAAAGACAAAUUCAUAAAAACCACUAAUGAAAAAUCAAAGAAACUGGAUCCUCAUUCAGAUGAAGAAUUGAAUGAUGAAAGUGCAUUGGAAUCAGAUGUUGAUGACAGAAAUUCUUUCAGUUCUGAAGAAGUUGAAGGAGACAAAGAUGAAGAAUUGGGAGAAGAAGAAGAUGGGGAGGAGGAAGAAUAUGAUGGAGAAGAAGAAGAAGAUGGGGAAGAAGAAGAAGAAGAAGAGGUUGGAAGUGUAGAUGAUAAUGAGGAAGAUGAAAGUGAGAUCAGUGUUCAAAAGAUGUCAAAAACCUCCCAAGGAACUGACAUAAACAAAGGGAAAUGCGUUCAAAAUCAGCUCUCUCUAUGGGAUCAUCUACUUGAGUGUCGAAUAAAAAUGCAUAAAGGGAUAAAUUUGUGCAAUCAGCUACCCCAGGGUCCAGUUUACAAACAAUUUACUAAAAUAGCUGGAGAAAACCAUUUUAUGACAGCAGGUCAAGGAGCUCAGAUAGCUAUAAAAUCAUUGUUGGAUAACUGCCUUGAAUUGCAGGAUCUUUUACUAAAAGCUAACCCACAAACGAAAUCGUUAACUAAAGGAAAAUCUGGAGAAAGGGAAAGUGACGAGGAAAUCGCGAGUGAUACUGGUGAAGAAGUUUCAGAUGAUGAUGAAGAAAUUGAAGAUGAAGGCCCUAAACACAAAAGGUUAAAAAUGGCUGGAUAUGAAGCUGAAAUUGAAAAGCGGCACGAUAACUUUCGUGGUUUUUGUCAUCGUACACUGAAUAUGUGGAAUGAAAAAACAAAAAUGGCAUCGGGACGAACGGGCUCCGGAAGCAAAGCUGGAUUCGGAGCUUUUGAUCAAUCAAUUUUAAAACAAAUUGAAGGAAUCCUUAGCGAUAAGCAGCGGCUGAUCAAUCGUACGCGGAUUAAGAGGGCCAGUUACCGCGUGCUUGGAUCUGUUCAGCAAAUGGUUAUCGAUGGAAAAGAAGAAGAAUCGACUAAACAUGAGGAACAUCCAAAUAAGGCAUGUGAAGAAUUUGAUCCGGAAAUCUACGACGAUGAUGAUUUUUAUCAUCAAUUACUUCGCGAAUUGAUUGAAAAGAAGACCGGUGAAGCAGGCUCCAAUCAAAUUGCUCUUGGAAGGCAAUGGCUCGAAAUUCAAAAAUUACGGUCGAAAGCAAAAAGAAAAGUAGAUUCUAAAGCCAGUAAAGGGCGAAGACUGCGAUAUCAAGUGCACCCUAAACUUGUUUCUUUUAUGGCUCCUUACCCUGAAACAUCAUGGAAUGACAUUGCGAAGAACGAACUAUUUGCAUCACUAUUCGGGUCCCAACCAUUGGCUAGCUAACAAUGUUGACCGUUUUGAACCCAUUCUUUUCUCAUUCUAAGACAUUAUAUGAGUUUAAAAUGUGUGGUAUCAAUUUUACGUUCUAGCUUGUCCAUGUAAAUUUUCAUCGAGGAGAAAUUUUCUGAUUCAACAUAAAGCUAUCAUUGCUUCUA